Molecule: messenger RNA, 837 nt
Organism: Canariomyces notabilis
Lineage: Eukaryota; Fungi; Ascomycota; Sordariomycetes; Sordariales; Chaetomiaceae
Exons: 1
Coding region: 326-760 (144 amino acids)
Source: RefSeq, a predicted model, not a curated record
CACAUUUGCGGGCAGCAUCAAACCCGCCGUUUGCCUCACCUCCAAAAUAAGGGUUCUCAUGCUGCACCAUGUUCGUGGCGAACGUCUCUCCCGAGUCCUCCCCGCUCCGCAAUGACUUUUCCGAUUUUCCGGCUCUCGACCUCGUUGAACAACGCCUCCCUGAACGCUCAAUCUCCACGCAUGUUUGGAGACCGCCCUUAAGCCGCCUUGGCUUUAGAUUGUCUCCUUCCUAACAACAGCCAGCUUUGACUCCUUUUCAUCGGCCACCGCCAGAACAUGUAGGCAUCAACCAGGACCCGGAUGUGCAUUCGCUGGGUGGUUUGACAUGAGAUUCUGGGCAUAUUGGGUUGGGUGUGAAACGGUUUCCCUUGCUAUUUCAUUUCCUUCAAAGUACUGGCGUUCUGGGCUACAGGCAUGGUCGAAACAUAGGUCACUUUCAUUCUCGUUAGGAUCUCGUUUCUGCUCUUGGCUCCCAAGAUACUUCAAAUCAAUCAUGGAUGGGCUCAUGUUGGGUUGUUCUGCUGCUUGUGGUCUAUCAUGUCAUCGACUUGUUUGGUGUACUGGCGCUCUGGUUGCAUCUGUGAAGCGAUUGAAGCUACGGAGUAAAAGUGUAACUGAGCGCGAUACCUGUGCGAGUGUUGACCCGGUUCUAACUUCGGUCUGUCCAGACGUUACUGUGGUGCCGGCAUCUCCGGUGGAUCUAUGGUGUUCCAGAUGUGGUCUUGUGACCGUUACGUACAACGGGAUACAUAUCAGUUGAACCAGGGCAUAGAGAGGAAAGUGGCGCUGAGGAGCGAUCUUGUCUUGUCCUGGAUCAGUUUUUGGGGGAUCGAUUAU